AUGAUUUGGGCCAACUACACACGCGCUGUUAUAAUCCGCCAAGCUGUCUCGCUCAACGUCCUCGCCGUCUCCACCAUCGACCCUGCCAGGAGACAGUUGGGCGUGCGGCCAUUGAAACGCCGUCCAGGCUCAUCCGAAGCGUCUGCAACAGUGCGAAAUGUCAGCCAUGUAGACUUGAGCUCCACUUAUCACGCCGGAUCAUCUAGUAAUGAUUCUGACACGGAUAACUCGAGCGACGACACUGACCGCGAGUUGCCUCUUGUUCGAGGGCGCCGUCGGUCAUUCAAGUCUUCGCGACAAGACGUCAUGGAAAACGUUAGAAGAAAAAGGCGUCAGCAGUCCCCGCCUCUGCGUGCCUCGAGUCCUAUUCCUGCGGACUACACAGGCGAGCAGUUGCAAAAUGGCCCCUCACCCCAUCGGAUCUCGUUUACUCGAUCACGUUCACCCCACAUGCGCGCGAGCAACUCUAGCCAAGGGGUAAACACCCAACCCGGCGGCGGUGCUGCACCUUUCCUGCGUCACAAAGUGCAUGCAACUUUCUAUCAUCUUUUUCCCGCUGCAAUUACUGUACAAUUCGCCGUACCCUUCUUGGCCACCAGGCUCACAUUUUCUGCAAACACUAAGGCAUUGACGGAGUCUUUUGUGUUACUCGGUUCCUUAUUUUUGGCAAUGUACACCGUGUCGAAAGGUUCCGCAUCGGUUUCACCAAAAAAGGAUGACGGUAGACCAUUGUCGCCCCGGACGGAACCUCGGGAGGGAAAGCGGAACAGCGGCAUAUCUAUCCCAUUAAUGAAGCUACAUCCCGGAUUUGUCUGGAUGAGCGUGCCAAAGAACUUCCGGCCAUGCCCGGACGAUGGUGCCUCGACUGGCUUGUUGUUGCCUCCCCUCAUCGCCGUGUCUCUUCUGUUGUCUGCCAUACGCAAAGCUGCAUCCCCUGAAUCUGGGCUUUUGCCUCGAGGAUGGCUUAUCGAAGCCCCUCGUGUGCUAUCGAAAGGCCAAUCGUCUCUUUCGGUACUCGAUGCUCUUAUUUUGUCAAGACGGAGCCUAGUUGACUACGCGGCACUCUGUUCGUUCAUCCUCGUGGUCCAAAUCCUUGCCUCCUCAUGGUACGAGGCACGCUAUCGCCGGCACCGGAGUGUCCCCGAGGGAGAACGGGGUUCGGUACCUCGCAGUGAGAUGCGCCGCACUUGGCUGUACUCAGCAUUUGGUCUUGUAUUUGUGCUAAUCCUCCUAGCUGUGCGGUUCUUCCUCACACAGCAUCACAUCGCUAUUUGGCAAAAUAUUAGUUACCCCGAGAUCAUCAUAGGGUCUGUCUUCUAUCAGUUUACCUUGUACGUUGCGCUUCGGAAUGGCUCAUGGGGGUUUCACAUUGGGCGAGUUGGCCUUGGUUGCCUUUGGGGGGCUGGCUCUCGGAACGGAGUUGCUCGGUCUCACCAGGACCAAAGGGGAUCUCUCCUCACUGGAUUCCUGCUAUCACCGCUUCUUUUCCUAUCUCGCCACAUAGCCCAACGUCCUGUGCGUCGUCUUCGGUUUCCACAGGAGAAGCCUAAGCACAGGCGAGCACUUGCUGCAGGCUUCUACUUCGGUACAGUUGUUAUCGUUGCAGGGCUGAUCGGAUCGUGGACAUGGUGGAACUUGGGUAGGCGAGAUCCAUGGCUCUGGGCGAUUUUCUGGAUUCUGGAAGGCAAGAAGAAAUGGACUCGCCCGCUCCUCUUGGCGUAUUGGGCACUCGUAGGAAGCAUCAGUGUUGCUGGUUGGAAUCGCCAACUGUCAAGAUCUCGGAAGAAGUACUGGCCACGGAAUACUUCCGUACACUUAGGGGAGAAUGUGACUCAAGCAGUUCCGGUUGGUGCCACGUCGAGUCAGAAGGGCGCCGAAGGCGUGCCACUAGGUGGUCCCUCUGGGGCGCUGGGUCUCGCUUUCCCUCAGCUUCCAAACGGCACGCAGGUAGCGACUGAUUUGUUGGAUGCCGCGGACAAGCAUGUCCCAACGUUGGGUGUCAACGCACGUCGCAAGUUUUUCCAUGGACUGGCAGUAGCAAUGUUUCUGCCAGCCUUUGCCCUGUUCAUAUUUGCGGAAUAUGUGCGAUACUUUGCCGUCUAUCCGUUUGGAGCUGCUGUCCAUUUGUUCAUGAACGAGUUCUUGGAUCAGAAGGAUAGUGGGACGGCGAUUUUAAGCCAUUUCUAUCUCCUCACUGGUUGUGCAGGGUCUGUUUGGCUUGAAGGACCAUCUCAACUUGAUCAGUAUACUGGCAUCCUCGCGUUGGGCGUAGGCGAUGCGAUGGCUUCGAUCGUUGGUAAAAGGAUUGGGAGAUACCGCUGGUUUGCGGGUUCUCCCAAAACGGUGGAGGGUAGUAUGGCGUUCGUGUUUUCCCUGGUUAUGUGUGCGUGGUGUCUCCGUCUCUUUGGAUUGGUGGAAGAUUUUUCGAUGUUACGAUAUGCUGCGGUGGUGACGUUGGUGUCGGUGUUGGAAGGGUUGACUGACCAAAACGACAACUUGACGCUACCAUUGUACAUGUGGAGUAUGCUUGUAGUCGUAGACGGUUACUGGAGACAUGAUGCAUCCUCGCUUGUGCCCCUUCAAGUUGGAAUUUCUGGAACCCCAGGGCCCCAUGAGCCGGCCGGCGCUUCACGAGCGCGGAAUGACGUCGAGGGCGGGCGGGCGUCACUUGCGCCGUUUGUCACGCUUACACACCGGGCUCCACCCCAGGAUCCGACCUUCCAGAUGCCUGUUCUGCGCCUACCCCAAUCCCGCGAACGCGCUCGCAUACCUUCAAGGCCUGCCACUGCCUCCAUUGUCGAAGGAACUCCAUCUUUUGUCCUCCCGGAUCCAUCGGCUUCGGCCACGUCUUCUUCGGGUAUGCAACAGACCUCGUCUAAGCCUCCUGGCUGCACACGCUUCGUCGAUACCGAAACGUCGGAAUCCGGUGGCCAUUCAAAUGAUUCGAACGAUUCCACCUCAAAUUGCGAGAGCAGCACCUCUGCACUACCGCGUGGUUCUGAUUUCAGAUCUGUUGAUUCUUACAACUCCGACUACGACUGGGUGUCCUUCAUGUCAGCCUAUGCUUCUGGCCAAUGGAAUCCACACAAGACGCCAAAUCCUCCUCGUGCUGCUGUCGAGGCACCGCUGCGUAAUGAAUACAGCUCCACCUCCUCACCUUCGGUACUGAAAGCAGCAGCACCCGUCGUUGCCCAAUCGCCCUCAGAUUCACUCAUCUCUGGGUACACAAUCGUAUCCUCCCCAGUGGCUGAUUCCGCACGUGUGGAGGAUUCUCACAGCAUCAGUCAUGAAAUUUCGCAAGCCAACCCUGCAUCAACACCUGACAAAUUUGUUUCGAAACUCGCUCCACCUGCGGCGUCGCUAGUGGGGCGCCGCUUUCGUAAAUCACUGAAUGACAUAAGACACUCCACGGGCGGUCAAUUGAUGCAGCUGUCCCUCGAUGGCGCUCAGAACUUCAGUCCGGACGCUACCACUGCCGCUGCGACGAUGCGAGUCGCUGCUGCGAGAGUAAACAUUUCGCCGUUGGCUUUGCCAUCGCCAGAGCAUGAACUCACUGAUCCAAUGCGGGGGGUGCAUGCUGCCAUUCCUGGAUCCCAUCCACCAGCGUGUAGUACACCGAUGAGUCAGUCUACACCAGGCGGUGGUCGUAAGACUCGCCUUGGUAGUUUCUGGGAAGGUACCCAGGAUGUUGGUGAGGAUGUAGAACGACUGUCCACAAUUCACGGUUCAAAUUCGAACUCACCCUCCCGAUCUGAGGCAGACGAAGCUACACCAGAAACGCACCACCGAGGUCCUUCUGGAGAAGUACCGAGCCAAUGGCAAGAUUAUGUUACUCUCCGCCGGGAUUCUGAGCCUAGUGAUCUGAAUGUCACGACUGUUCCCGCGUUGCCUCGUAGACGAUCGCUCGAGAUAGACUACUUCCCGGAGGCCGUUCUGUGUCUGACACAGUAUCUGGCUAUCGCAUUGGGACGGGCGGCCAAGGAAGAGCAGAUGUUCGCAGAGUUGGGUUACUUGGCUCCUCCGAAUCCUCCGGACGAACUCGAGCGCCGGAGGGCUCUAUACAAGUUCAACAUAUGGAAUACAGCCCCCGAUAUUAACUUCGAUCGGAUUGCACACUUGGUCAAGCUGGUGUUCAAUACCAAGAUUGUGCUGAUUUCUCUUCUGGACGGUACCGAGCAGUGGUACGCAGUUGGAGCGAUGCCCCCGCGUUAUGUCAUUCUGUGCCCAUGCUGUGCUACAACGGUAAAUCACUAUCACUUUAGGUGGUGUGACGAACCCACAAUUGUGCUGGAUACACAUACGGAUUGGCGAUUUGCUAAGAAUCUUACAUCCCGUAAGCCCCUUGUUAUCGGGCCACCAUAUGCGCGGUUCUAUGCAGGAGCUCCACUGCGAACGCAGGACGGUUAUAACAUCGGCAGUUUGUCGCUUAUGGACGACUCCCCUAGAUCAGAUUUCACCCCCCGACAACGCCAUACCCUUAAGGAGUUUGCGGCGAUUGUAAUGCGUGAGAUGGAGCUUUGGAGAGACAAAAUCCAACUUCGCAUAAGAGACAAAAUACAGACCUCCAUGGAACAUUUUAGCCGCGAAUGUCUGGAGAUUGACCAGGGGGAGUCCCGAAAACCAGACAUCUUCACGUCUCCGUCGAUGGACAAAGUAUAUGAUCGCGCAGCUAAAUUGGUCAAACGUACUUUGGACGUGGAGGAGGUCCUGGUCAUGGACGUUUCACAUUGUGAGGUGUUGGAGACGCUCAAUUCUGAAGCGACCGUGUCAGUAGUCAUGCACCACGGAAAUUCGCAAACACGAGCGUCCUCGCGGACACUCACUGCUGAUGAACAAAGCAAGCUUAAUGCGUUCUUCAAGCAGUACCCCGAUGGCAAGAUUUCCGAAGGAAUACUGCCUGUUUGCUUCCGUCCCUUUAUUCCGACUCAUAUACAAUAUGCUCUGACUGUCCCUGUCUUUAAUAUUGACAAACGCCCGUUUGCUCUUAUAUGCGCAUACAAUGCAUCUGAUCCUUCACGGCGUUUCCUGGAAGGCCACGAACUAUCUUACCUACGUGCUAUAGGAGUGAUCAUCUUAUCUGCAGUAUUAAAACGGAGAAUGAUGCUUGCGGACCAGGCGAAGAGCCUGUUCAUCUCAAACAUUUCUCACGAGUUACGGACACCACUUCAUGGGAUAUUGGCUGCUGCUGAACUUCUUGCCGAUACCCCAUUGAACCAUGGCCAAACAUCGUUUCUUCACACUGUCCACGCCUGUGGUACAUCCCUUGUGGAAACAGUAAACCACGUGCUUGAUUUCACAAAAUUAAGUGGCAAUGUAAAGUCGGGAGGCGUCGACAACGUUAUCACACGUAGCAGAGUUGAUCUUGAACAGCUCGUGGAAGAGGCGAUUGAUGGAUCAUGGAUUGGCUAUUGUGCACGCGCUUCGGCACUACGAGAAUCUGAAAUCGGCAGUGUUUACGCUCCGACACUAGAUCACCGAACCUCCAGCGUGAUGAGUGCUCCCUCAUCAGCCCAGAACGUUGAGAUAGUGGUGGACAUUGACCGUCGGAGAGGGGCAAGGGUGGACAUUGAAAUGCGACAAGGGUGGCAUACGACGAGUUUUAAUGAACUUGUUUGGGAACAGCCUGAAAUUCACAUCACGUCGCCUCCGGAAGAUGCCAAUAACAGGACGGUGAAAAUUGAGCUUUGCGGAAUUAGCCAGAACUUCCUGAAGAAUCACUUGUUCCACCCAUUCUCUCAAGAGAACCCCUUGCAGACUGGGACUGGACUUGGUCUCGCUAUUGUACACAGCAUCGUGCGCUCCCCAAGUGUAGCGGGCAAAGUGGAGGUCGUCAGUGAAGAGGGUGUGGGAACGGAGAUUAAAGUUGUCUUCGAGGCGGAGACCUUGGACGAACUGAACAACCUACAAGAGCCCUUUGUGUUCGACGAUCCCGAGAGACCACCAGUCCUAUCGCUUAUUGGAUUCAAGAGACGCGGUCGCGGCACUCAGCUGUUGCACGACGUUGUUUGCAAAUAUUUGCGAAGUUGGUGGGGAUUCCCCUUGCGCCACGAGGGCGAAGAGCUCGGUGACAUUGUUGUCGUCAACGAGGACCCUUCUCCGGUUGUCACCGCUUUGGAGAAGAUGGAGACAUCUCGAUCCUUUAUCAUCUUGUCCUCGAGUCGGGGUAGUCCUCGUGUGAUUGGCGUAUGCAAUGCAUAUGAGAAUAAUGGAGGCUUCUGCCGAAUCGUGCACAAGCCUGGUGGGCCUUUCCGGUUGCGAGCUGCUCUUAAGCAGUUGCUUAGAGCCAGGCACCGACGUCAUCAACGAAUCGCCAGCCACAGUAGCGCGGUCACAACAGAAGAGGAUACUGUCUCGCUGCAUUCCUCCAUGCUUGUGGACGAUUUCUCAGGGUCUGAAAGGCGUCGGCGAGGAAGCAUGGACGUGUGGAGCACCAAUCCCCGCUCGCCGCCCGCUCCACCCAUGUCUAGCCCGGAGUUGAGUAGUUCGACCGCUGUCGAUUCAGAAAGGGAUUCAGCGUUUCAAAGUCUGGACAUCGAUUCAAAUGUGGUGAAUGACAUGAACGCAUCCGUUACAUGUGGCAUCAACGAGACCAUACCCCAACAAUCAGCGAGUCCCACGACUGGAGGUUCAACGCAUCAGGUGAAAAAAGUCUUAGUGGUAGAGGACAAUAGCGUUCUUCGCAACUUGCUAAUCAAGUGGCUGACGAAGAAGGGUUUUGACUACCGAGAAGCAACGGAUGGCCGUCAAGGAGUCGAUGUUUUCAAGUCUGAGGGUCCGUUUGACGUCGUACUUCUGGAUUUAUCGAUGCCAGUUCUGGACGGAGUCGGAGCCACCGUGGAGAUCCGGCAGAUUGAACGCUCGCAAACUGCACAACGUUCGUGCGUCAUCCUCGCUCUGACUGGGAUGUCCUCCCUGGAAGACAAACGAAAAGCAUUUGAGGCAGGCAUGGACGGCUAUCUUGUCAAACCGGUGGCUUUCAAGACUCUUGAUGACAUGUUCCAUAAUUUGCACCUUUCGUGA
Molecule: messenger RNA, 7020 nt
Organism: Pisolithus orientalis
Lineage: Eukaryota; Fungi; Basidiomycota; Agaricomycetes; Boletales; Pisolithaceae
Product: Fph type histidine kinase
Exons: 43
Coding region: 1-7020 (2339 amino acids)
Biological process (GO): phosphorelay signal transduction system; dolichyl monophosphate biosynthetic process
Cellular component (GO): endoplasmic reticulum membrane
Molecular function (GO): protein binding; dolichol kinase activity; phosphorelay sensor kinase activity
Source: RefSeq, a predicted model, not a curated record